CAAUCGCCUCACCACCAAAACAUCCCCCACCGCACACCCACAAUGGCCGCCCUGCCCGCCUCCCUCUUCCGAUGGGCCGUCCCCGCUGCCAUCGGCGCCUCCGUAAUCCAGUCGUCCAUCUACGACGUCAAAGGCGGCACGCGGGCCGUCAUCUUCGACCGAGUAUCCGGAGUAAAAGAAACAGUCGUCAACGAGGGCACACAUUUCCUGGUUCCAUGGCUGCAACGGGCGAUUGUGUAUGAUGUGCGCACAAGGCCAAGGAAUAUCAGCACCACGACAGGCAGCAAGGAUUUGCAGAUGGUUACGUUGACGCUGAGGGUGCUGCAUCGGCCGGAGGUUAAGAUGUUGCCUAAGAUUUAUCAGAAUCUCGGCCUCGACUACGACGAGCGCGUGCUCCCCUCCAUCGGUAACGAAGUCCUCAAAGCCAUCGUCGCGCAAUUCGACGCCGCAGAGCUCAUCACCCAGCGCGAAGCCGUCUCCAACCGCAUCCGCACAGACCUGCUCAAGCGCGCCAACGAAUUCAACAUCGCCCUCGAAGACGUGUCCAUCACACACAUGACCUUCGGCAAGGAAUUCACCAAGGCGGUUGAAGAGAAGCAGAUCGCCCAGCAGGAGGCUGAGCGCGCGCGCUUCAUCGUCGAGAAGGCUGAGCAGGAGCGCCAGGCGAAUGUUAUCCGUGCGGAGGGCGAGGCCGAGGCCGCGGACACAAUUAGCAAGGCGGUGCAGAAGAGUGGUGAUGGUCUGGUUUUGAUCAGGCGGAUCGAAACGCAGAAGGACGUCGCGCAGUUGUUGGCGCGGAAUCCGAAUAUCAGCUACUUGCCUGGAGGUGGUUCGGGCGAGGGGGGCAAGGGCGGAGGCAGCUUCUUGCUAGGAUUGAGGAACUAGGUGGGAGUAGGAAACGAAAGAUGGGAAAGGAAUAAGCCAGUGACGAAGGCGUGAUGAUGUGUACUUUUAGGGGAAAUGGCAUGGAUUACACUUCUCUGCUAGGAAUCAGCAUGUCUACUC
Parastagonospora nodorum SN15 is the source of this 1005-nucleotide messenger RNA. RefSeq lists its product as hypothetical. Gene Ontology annotation, biological process: mitochondrion organization. The transcript is spliced from 2 exons. The record is from RefSeq and is a predicted model, not a curated record. Bases 43 to 885 code for a protein of 280 amino acids. Lineage: Eukaryota; Fungi; Ascomycota; Dothideomycetes; Pleosporales; Phaeosphaeriaceae. Gene Ontology annotation, cellular component: mitochondrion; membrane.